Molecule: messenger RNA, 780 nt
Organism: Zychaea mexicana
Lineage: Eukaryota; Fungi; Mucoromycota; Mucoromycetes; Mucorales; Lichtheimiaceae
Exons: 4
Coding region: 1-780 (259 amino acids)
Biological process (GO): phosphatidic acid biosynthetic process
Cellular component (GO): membrane; endoplasmic reticulum
Molecular function (GO): 1-acylglycerol-3-phosphate O-acyltransferase activity
Source: RefSeq, a predicted model, not a curated record
AUGGUACUUUAUCGUCGUCAUGGCGGCUACUAUUACCGUAGCGUCGUGUGUGUAAUGUGUCUUGCCAUUUGCGCAUUCUACGGUGUGAUUGCCUCGCUCUUACUGCCCCUCAUAAACCGAGCCGACCUAAUCAACUACUCGGUGUCGCAAUUCUACUACAAUUUGCUCGGAUUCCUAGUCGACAUUUCAGUGACGAUUGAAGGUGCCGAGAAUUUACAGUAUCCAAAAAGCGUCUUGGUCUGUAACCAUCAGAGCAGCAUGGAUAUUUUCUUUAUGGCUAGCGUGUUCCCUAAAGCGACGUCCGUGGUGGCCAAGAAGGCUCUCAAGUAUUACCCAUUCUUGGGCUGGUUUAUGACAUUGAGCAACGCUAUCUUUUUGGACCGCAAGAACCGAGAUAAUGCCAUCAAGGAAGCACGGCAGGCUGCGGAAGAUAUCCAUAACAAAAAUAUCAGCGUUUGGCUUUUCCCUGAAGGCACUCGAGGACAUGCUUCCAAAAUCGACCUGCUGCCAUUCAAAAAAGGUGCUUUCUACAUGGCCGUCCAAGCCGGUGUCCCCAUUGUCCCUAUUGUCGUUGAGAACUACUACCACUUGUAUGACAGCAAGUCCAAGCGAUUCAAUUCGGGCAAGGUGCGUGUCAGGGUGCUCCCACCUGUGCCUACCAAGGACAUAGCUGAAGAUUCGGCAUCAGUCGAUAAACUCGCGACCCAUGUGCGUGAGGAUAUGAUCAAGACGUUGAAGGAACUCGCGUCGUCGUCGUCAUUGUCUGCUAAAGACGAGUAA